Messenger RNA from Branchiostoma floridae (Florida lancelet), 3741 nucleotides. Its product is annotated as hemicentin-2-like. The record is from RefSeq and is a predicted model, not a curated record. Gene Ontology annotation, cellular component: cell-cell junction. Gene Ontology annotation, molecular function: cell adhesion molecule binding. The coding region runs from base 1 to 1920 and encodes 639 amino acids. Gene Ontology annotation, biological process: cell-cell adhesion. NCBI's taxonomy places the organism in Eukaryota, Metazoa, Chordata, Leptocardii, Amphioxiformes, Branchiostomatidae. The transcript is spliced from 12 exons.
AUGGCAGCCUGCGUGACAGUCUGGUUGAAAACUCUUGCACUUUUCGGCGUCAUUGUCAGUAGAACAAAUGCAGCAGUUUACACCGCAGUUCCACAGUCAAAUGCUGUCCUGAAGGGCACCACCGUCAUCAUUCCCUGCUCCUUCAGUGGCCUGUCCAGCAGUGACGUCGUGGUGUGGGAGGGGCCGCCCAACUUCCGGAUUACCGCAACUGGAAGGACGGUCUUCAAGUCUUUUAGCCGUCACAGAAUCAUCGGGGACGCAUCGAGAGGAGAGUUCAACUUAGAGAUCAGACGUGUCAGUUUGGAGGAUGGAGGAGGGUACAGGUGCACGGCAUCAUCGGCGGAUGAUGCCGGUGAUGCUUUGCUGACAGUAAUAGAUCCAAUGCCCGGACCCCCUGAACUGACAGGUGGGGAAUACCCCGUCACCGCCGGAAGUGACCUGAUGCUGAGAUGUAGAUCAAGGGGAGGACAUCCGGUGCCGACGCUUAGCUGGUAUAACGGUACUCGCCUACAGGGCGGCGUCAGAAACAUCCGUGUUAAUUAUCCACCCAGCGUGCUCGUACCUGAACCAUCUGUUCACGUCAUCGAGGGAGCGUCUGCAAACCUGACAUGCGCGGUAGACAGCAAUCCCUCCGCCAUUGUGAGUUGGCGACGCCAUGGCGACCCUUUGCCACUAAAGGGUCUUGAAAGUGGCCCAAGUUUCCUCCUGUCCAAGGUUUCCCGUCAGGACGCCGGUGUGUACCAGUGUACGGCAGACAACAGCGUGGCUCCGCCGGGGUACGGGACUGUCACACUGGAUGUGCUCUAUAAGCCAUGGAUUGACCCCACCAUGGACGAAAAAGUCACGGUACUGAACGCGCAAGACGAUUUCACUCUGGAAUGCCUCGCGGAAGGCAAUCCUAAGCCGACGGUAAAGUGGCGGCGGAAGGAUACAAGCCUGUACUGGGAAAACCCUCUCCGUUUUCACCGUGUACGUUAUGACGUGCAGGGGUUGUACGAGUGUGUAGCAACAAGUCCGGGAUUUAAAGAGGUCAAGAGGCAGACAUUCAUUGAUGUUGUAGGAAAACCACACAUUCGCGGGUCUCCUUCCUCCACGGCAACAGUUGCUAAGGGUGGGGCUAUACGGUUAGUGUGUGACGUGGUCUCAGAUCCUCUCCCAAAUCGCAUCAAAUGGGUAUUACAGAACAACCAAGGAAUAGAGAAAGAUCUGAGCUCUGUCGAUGAAGAUGUGGAAAUCAUCGAGACAAAAGCAGACCAAGAGAUGUCAUCCUCUAUCACUGUGAAAAAAGUAGGGAGUGACCGAGAGGGGACGUAUUUGUGCAAGGGUACCAACAUGUUUGGGACGGCACACAGGGAGAUACAGGUAGAUCUGACAGCAUCUCAGCAGCCAAUGACUAUCAUAGUGGUGUCCGUACUAGCCGUGGUGGUACUGGUGGCAAUGCUGACUCUCUCCUUCAUCAUAGCCGUGAGAAAGGGGUGGAUAUGUGAGCAGAAGUUUCCAGACGCAGCUGACACGCCCAUUGCGUCACGCCCAAUCCCACCUGCCCCGAAGUACGCCCGGAAGCCCCGCACUGGUACGAACGACUCCGGGGUGGAGGACCUGAUGGAGCUACAAGAGCUGGACGGGACUCUCAAGCCACGCCCUCCUCCCAGGGUAGACAAGGAGUGGACUUCUGUGGGACUAUCGUACCCAGGACUGGUUCACUCCAGCUCCCUGCCGCCGUACUCCACCGUGGAGAGGGACCGGCCUGACGGAGAGGACACCCGCCCAUCCUCAAGGAUCAUAGAGGAGGACUGGCAGGCUGUGAUGGAACCUCCCGUGCCGCCCCCGAAGGACGGUGCCAGACGGCUGCUGCGGAAAGACAUCGCCCGGCUGGAUGUAGUGGACGAGCGCCAGCCGGGAAGCUGUGAGAUCUUCUGAUCGCUCCUUGAUUAACGGAGCAUGUCGGGAGCCUCUUUGUACUGAUGUAGUUUCAUUAACCCUUGUCCUUCUGAGCCCGUUUACAUACGGGAUGGAAAUAUGUAACCCUUGUCAUGUUGAAUAUUGUUAUGAGUUUGGGCUAUUUCCCACGUAAAAGUUACAUACCACUGCAAAGCCCAUCGAAUUGAGGAGUAAAUCUGCAGCAGCAGCACAGAACAGGUAAAUUGUUACUGAUCUGAUGAAGCCAUCAUCUCUAGGAGGUUAAAUUGGCCAAAAAAUAGCCGGCAGGACAAGAGCUUUAAGCUUACCUAAAGCCAGGCCAUUAAAAGUAGUAUCUCACUGCACUGAUGCUGCACUAGUACUGUGGGGUUCGAAAAUUUCUUAACGAAAAUCAGAUAUUAAGAACGACUUUUCUUGCGCUUUGUGGAUUUUGUUGUCUUCUUAGUCACACGUUUACGUAUUACGCAAUAUAUGAAUUAUAAAAACAAAUCGGCGAAAAUAACAAAACAGUGCCGCAGUGAACGAACCCCGCGGUGCCGCACCGAUACCCAAAAUUAAGAGCAGUGAGAUACCGCGUUUAGCUGUUAGCAGCCUUUAGCUUUCUGGAAAUGAAUUUUCAAUAAUGCUUGUUGGUCAGGGACCUACUGUUUGUCUUCCUCUGUACAUGAUAGGACUAUACUCUGGUAAAGUAUCUAAGUUUUUUGGGGCAGGGGUUUACGUAUACGUAUACGGCUUCUAGUUGUCCCAUUUUCAAUUGUUCACGAGGAUACUAUCUCAAUCCUGUUAAGUAUACUUGUCGAUAAUAAAACUUUCCCUAUAAUCACAUUGUGUUUUUUCAAGAUCAUCUUUUACGUUGCUGUGACUUGUACAUUUUACUUUUGAUGAGUUACAAUGAGUAUUACAUGUACAUAAUAAUAUAUUUAAAAAAUUAUUGGUGUUUAGAAAUAUUCUUUUCAAGCAUAACCAGUGAAAACAACAAACACGUGUUUGUGACUGUGACAUUUUUGUCAAACGUCCUUCGAAAAUGUAUUUUAUUUGACUUUCCUUGACGAAUAAUCAAUACCCAUCAAGGAUUUCGGUUUUGUCUCCAUAUACAGGCACAGACACAUUUGGUACAGUAAUGUGCUUUUAUAUUUUUGUGCCAGCUUGACUCCCAGAACCGCGCAAGUUUCAUUGCCCUUUUAAGCAUUUACAAUUGUGAAUAUAGUAUUUAGCUAAGUUUUUUAAUCGUAUUUUACUUAUUUUUAGCGUAGAGCGUAGCACUACCAAAUGUAAACAGUCGCCUCUGAAGGUAACUAUCAAAUCUCUGCAUCAAGUCUGACAUGCCCACAUAAUGUUAUUAGUUUUAUCAUAAAUUCACGGCACUGUACUUUUGUAAUUGCGCGGGCUGUACAGCGAUUCAGAUAUGCAUGGUUUCCUUCUGUUUGUAUUAAGGUAGGUGGGGCUGUCAAGAGAAAAAACUUUGACAUCAUUGUUUAGUGACGUUACUAUUCAGUAUACCACCAACGUUCCUUGCCCUAAGAUGCCACAAGCCACAAACCAAAUAUAAAACGUCUGCACACUUACUUUUGGUUGGAUAUAGCUCCAUUGCACCUUUGUUCACGAAUAUGUUCUUCAUAUUAAAACCAAACACAAAACGUUUAGAAACGUUUUUUUUUCUGAUGUAUUGAUCACCAUAUUUUGUUGUUUGUCUAUUACAUUGUAAAUUACAACGUGAUUAAACGUGAUUUUUACCUUUUGCUAUUAUCAACUGGUCAAGGUUCAAGUCGAUCCAUGUUAAUGACUAAUGUCGUUGUAACUUCGUCAUUGAUAUUUUGUCGA